Symbiodinium pilosum is the source of this 825-nucleotide messenger RNA. The record is from the annotation of a GenBank genome assembly. NCBI's taxonomy places the organism in Eukaryota, Dinophyceae, Suessiales, Symbiodiniaceae.
AUGGACGCCUACGUGACCAAGUACAACCUGCCGAGCGGUUGCUGCAAAUGCAUCACAGCAAAUAACCAAGUGGACCGCUUCUACACGGAUCCAGAAAUCCAGGCGAAAUUUGACGAGCGCCUCGUCCACAUCCUGCAGCAUUGGAAUCCUCACUUCAAGAAGCCAUGGGGCCACCUCCACGAGGUCGUUGCUUCCUUUUCGCCGGAAAACGAAGCUCAGGGCCACCUCUGGUCAGUGGACAAAGGCUGGUGGUGCCGUCGCGCGCAAGCCAUGAAGGCACUUCCCUUUGCGGCCAACAUGCAUCCGAGCAUCCCGGUCUCAACAGGAGGCUCCAUCGAUCUCGCAGAUGCUCUGUAUCAGCAACUGUACGUUUGCCCCGCGAUCGAUGUUGUGGACAUACACACUUACAGUACCGAUGCCUGUGAUAUCAACAAGAUCGCGCGGAUUUCUGCCACCUGGGCCUUGGGUCAAGGCAAGAGAGUGAGGCUUCAGGAGUUUGGGUACAAAGGUCCGGAUUCGCAGAAGACCAACAAGUUGAUCCCUAUAAUCAGUGCAGCAAACGAGCUGGCUGUUCCUUUUAUGCCCUGGGAGCUCCUGCGCCCGGAGAACGGCAAGGACUACGAGUUCUGGGUAGAGGGUGACCUCUGGCAUCAGCUAGCCUUGCAGAGCGAAGUUGCUCAGAAAAAGGUGUCAGCCUUUUCUUGGCCAGAGCUGCCAAGCAGCCAGCCACCUCAGCUCUUGGCCAACUGGCUGCUCUGCCUGGUGCCUGUGAGUUGUCGUGAGGUGCCUGUGCAAGCGGCUGCUGCGCUUCGGGUACCUGUGUAG